UAGCUCCUCAAGCAUUUCAAGGAUAGGGAGCAGUUUGUAGCCGAGGGAACCCUUCUGCUGGAAUUUCAAGCACACUGGCAAAUUUUAAGCCCCUCUGACGCAGCAAGGCCACGUAGCCAGACAUUGGCUAAAAGCUGACAACCGUCGCUUUGCAACUAGGGACACGGCCGCCCCUGUGCUUCACACUCGGCUUGAUGCUGUGGGCGGAGGGAAAGGCCCUUCCACGAGCAAAACUGGGGACGACAGGGUGACAGCUUCCAUUCAGCCCUGCGUUCAUCUCAGCUAUCUUUAAAAAGUAUACACGACCCUUCAACACGUCCCUUCUUUUUCAGGCACAGCCCCACUCUAAAGGAGAAACUCAAACAUAAUCCCUUUUAUUGGCUUUGUUUUUUGCAACACCAGACCAACGACACAUGCACGUGUCCACCCACACUCUGUAACCCGGAAUCAUCUUACUUGAAUGCCCUGAACCGAAGGCGGUGAACCUAUGGCACGCAUGCCGUAUCGGGCGAUUUAUCAUCACUGAAAGCUCUAAAAGGCUCGCCAUCCCUGCCCCAGACACUUAGAGGUCAUCUCCAGUACCUGCAGCAGCCUGUGCGCAGGCUCACUUAUUGCUUUAACUUCACAGAUGAGGAGAGCAAGCCUCCAUGUACUCGGAGAUCCAGCGGGAGCGGGCGGACAUCGGGGGCCUGAUGGCCCGGCCGGAGUACAGAGAGUGGAACCCUGAGCUCAUCAAGCCCAAGAAGCUGCUGAACCCAGUGAAGGCCUCCCGGAGCCACCAGGAGCUGCACAGAGAGCUGCUCAUGAACCACCGAAGAGGCAUCGGAGUGGACAGCAAGCCCGAGCUGCAGCGGGUCCUGGAGCACCGCCGCCGGAACCAGCUCAUCAAGAAGAAGAAGGAGGAGCUGGAGGCCAAGCGGCUGCAGUGCCCCUUUGAACAGGAGCUGCUGCGGCGGCGGCAGCUGCUGAACCAGCUGGAAAAGCCACCGGAAAAGGAGGAGGACCACACUCCGGAAUUCAUCAAAGUCAGGGAAAACCUGAGGAGAAUCGCCACCCUGCCCAGCGAGGAGCGAGCACUGUAGGGACCCCCUCUGCAGCCCUCUGUACCCCACAGCCUAGUCCCGGGCCACUGACACUGCUCCUGUGGCUCCGUGGCUCCUGGGCAGCUAGGGACCCCUGAGCUUUUCCUUCUCAGCAUUUGCCCCUCCUGCCCCCAAAUGAAGCCACUGCUGGGAAAAAUGCCCCACGCCCUCCCGGGUUCUGGGCCAGCAGGGCAGACUAGAGGGGGACAGCACCCUCCCAGCCAGCACAGCCUCCGGGCCCUUGCAGCAGAGUGGCUGGCUCCUAGCAGGCCUGGUGAGCAGCUACCUGCGGUUUUGCAGAGUCUAGGUGUGGGGUAGAGCUGAGCUUAGGGCAGCUGCCUUGAAACCCACCAGGCAGAGAAAGGCUAAGUGGUCAAUGGUGAGGAAGGCAGGGCAGCCCGCAGGCAGCCAUCAAGGCCAGGAGGGAAGGGGGCGGCUCCGCCCGAACGCUGGGCUGGUUUCUCCUCCUGGGUCAGGCCCGUGGUCACACCUAGCCCGGCUGCAGUCCCGACAGUGCUGCUCCUGCUUCAUGUGCACAGGGAUCCUGGGAUCUUGUUAAAAUAGCUGUGGCGGUCAGUGUGGGACGGGCACGUCUUACAUGCUCCAGGUGAGGCAGCUUUGAGGACAGGCUGAGUGGCGAGGCCAGAGCAUUCGGGGGUGGUCUGGACGAGACACAGCACCCACUACCAUGGUCUUCCACCCUGGGGGUCACAAAGCCCCCUGGCACCCCAGGACUCCUCCUUCAUUCCCCACCCUGCCCGGGGACUCCUUCCACUGGCUUCCAAACUGUGUUGCUUAUGUGACUGUCACUGUCCCCAGAGAGCCCUAACUGCCAGUCUGCAUUUCCCAGAGUGUGGCCACACCAUUAUGUAAUUCUAGCCAAAAAGGAAAAAUAACUUUCUGCAGCCUUUUUGGAAAGCAAAUGUACAGUGAUUUCCAGUCGGCUUCUAGAAAUAUAAACAGUAGCUUGCACACCCCACUGCCACACUUCCGGACUGGCCUCUGUGAGCCCAUGUUUCUGGCCUGUGUCCCCGGAGGCCCCUGGAAACACUCCCGCCAGCUCCCAUAAAUCCACCAUUCUUCCUGUCUGAGACCCAAAUAUUUUAACCUUUGACUUCUUGCCAUUUUUAACGAUUUAGAGGAUAAGGCUGCCUGUGCCUUUUCCCUUGAAGAAUAAAAUCCCUGCCUCAGGCUUUGUACACCAUUCAUUAAAGGUGACAGGCAGCCAGGUGUUGUGACACACAUGGAUAAUCUCAGCACCCUAGGAGGCUGAGGCAGGAGGAUGGCAAGUUCGAGUCCAGCCUGGGCAACUUAGCAAGACCCUGUCUAAAAUAAAAAAGGGCUGGGGUUGUGACUGAGUGCUUGCCUAGCAUGUGGGAGGCCCUGGAUUUGCUUUCCAGCACUGCCAAGAGAGGCGGGCAAGACAGUGUCAGGAUGGAGCAGGAACACCAAGGGAAUGCUUGAGAUUCCACCCAGAGCCCCCCAGAGAGGCUACAUGGAGAUGAAGCCUCAGAAGUAGAA
Fukomys damarensis (Damara mole-rat) is the source of this 2603-nucleotide messenger RNA. It is a transcript of the gene Fam107a, whose product is annotated as family with sequence similarity 107 member A. The coding region runs from base 648 to 1082 and encodes 144 amino acids. Gene Ontology annotation, cellular component: synapse; stress fiber; neuron projection. Lineage: Eukaryota; Metazoa; Chordata; Mammalia; Rodentia; Bathyergidae. The record is from RefSeq and is a predicted model, not a curated record. The transcript is spliced from 4 exons. Gene Ontology annotation, biological process: actin filament bundle assembly; actin filament polymerization; regulation of actin cytoskeleton organization.